Molecule: messenger RNA, 1139 nt
Organism: Glycine soja
Lineage: Eukaryota; Viridiplantae; Streptophyta; Magnoliopsida; Fabales; Fabaceae
Product: agamous-like MADS-box protein AGL62
Exons: 1
Coding region: 51-839 (262 amino acids)
Biological process (GO): positive regulation of transcription by RNA polymerase II
Molecular function (GO): RNA polymerase II cis-regulatory region sequence-specific DNA binding; DNA-binding transcription factor activity, RNA polymerase II-specific; protein dimerization activity
Source: RefSeq, a predicted model, not a curated record
AAGUCCCAUAGCAUUCUCAUUUUCGUCAUUCCCUUAAUUUCCGAUCGACAAUGUCAUCAUCCGAAGCUAAGAAAAGCCGUGGGCGCCAAAGGAUUGAGAUUAAGAAAAUGAGCAAUGAGGCCAACCUCCAAGUCACGUUCUCGAAGCGCCGCAGCGGGCUUUUCAAGAAAGCCAGUGAGCUUAGCACUCUCUGCGGGGCUAGCGUGGCUCUGGUGGUGUUCUCGCCGGGGAAGAAGGUGUUCUCCUUCGGCCACCCCAGCGUGGAUGGCGUGAUAGAGCGCUAUCUGACGCAGGGGCCACCGCCGUUGAUGGAUGUCCAACGCAUGGCGGAAGUGCUUGAGCUCAACGCCCAGCUGACUCAUAUCAAUGAUCAGCUGGAGGCGGAGAGGAAGCGAGCCCAGGAGCUCAGUGGGAAGGAGAGGGAGACCGAAGCCCAUCUGUGGUGGGCCCGACCCGUGGAAGGGAUGAUCUCUAUCGACAACCUGUACAAGUUGAAGAAAGCCUUUGAGGUGCUGAAGCAACAAGUGGCCGGUCUUGCUGAUAGGGCUUUGUUGCAGUACUCUGUGGCUAAUGGAAACCCGGGCCAUCAGUUUUUUCCUGGGGCUUCUUCCUCAACCAUUCCCAACGUUGUGCUUCAGCCACAACCACUGCCAGUGCCCCCCCAGAUGUUCCCUCCCACUCCAAAUAUGAUGAUGCUGCCUCCGCCACCCAUGUUUCAGAACUACAUGCUUCCUGAUGGGAGCAUGAUGAACCCCCAUGGGUUUAAUGACAUGGGAAUGGGAGGAUUUGGAGGACCAGGGCCUUCUGGUUCUGGUGCUGGUGCUGGUGGUUUCUUUUGAUCCUCCCGGCUGGAUCUUGAUGCCCUUCUGUUUUUAAUUAAGAGUUCGCGCGAGUUGUUGUUUUAAUUUCAGUGUUGUUCCGGGUUAAUUAGCUAGUUUCAUGUACGUGACAACAUGCAUGCUUAGCACUGAUUGAUUAGCUAGGGUUCGGAUAUUCUUGUCUUGAACCAUCAUCAGCAUUGUCAUGUAAUGCUAGCAGCUGGAAUGUUUUCCCUUUCGUAUCAUUUUCUUUGUUAUGUUAGUUGUUCCAACUGGAGUGAUGUACUUUCAUGAUCAGUUGAGUUGUUGUUUGAUUAAAUA